Messenger RNA from Pogoniulus pusillus (Red-fronted tinkerbird), 4004 nucleotides. RefSeq names its product LIM domain containing preferred translocation partner in lipoma (gene LPP). Gene Ontology annotation, biological process: cell-cell adhesion. The transcript is spliced from 11 exons. The coding region runs from base 493 to 1920 and encodes 475 amino acids. The record is from RefSeq and is a predicted model, not a curated record. Lineage: Eukaryota; Metazoa; Chordata; Aves; Piciformes; Lybiidae. Gene Ontology annotation, cellular component: focal adhesion; stress fiber.
CCGCGGUGCUCCGUGGCGCGGGGCUGCCGGCCGCAGGUGCACCUGAGCUGAGGCAGCGCGGGGCGGGGGCCGCCUCCAGCGCGGCGGCUCCAGCGCUGCCUCCCGGCAGCACCGGCCGCUCGCCCGCCCCGCCGCCGGGACACGGGAGUUAAGAGCAAGUUGAGUAAAGCCCUGGCCGGUUUUUGUACGCCAGGGGAGUCCCCCUCUUUCCCCGGCAGGGCUGGGCAAGAACCACAGAUCUGUGACUCUGGGCAGUGUGUCUCUGAAAGUCCUGCCCUGAGUUUGUCCUGCUGGCAAGGCUGUGCAGCGUGAGAGUCGAGUACUUUGUAACUGGGAGUGCCUGAAUGCAUCAGCUCUUGGAUGUGAGCAUCUUCUUCUGAAACAGCCUUGUGACACCCUAACUGCCUAUUCUCUUGGGAGGUCCCUUGGAGGAACCUGUCCCUGCAUCCAUCUGAGUGCCUGACAUUGCUGCCUUGUUUCCAGAUCUGAACCAUGUCCCACCCAUCCUGGCUGCCACCCAAGAGUACCAAUGAGCCUGUUGGUCACAUUACUGCAAGGAUGGAGACCACACAUACCUUUGGGACUCCCAGCAUCUCUGUGUCCACCCAGCAGACACCAAAGAAGUUUGCACCUGUCGUUGCCCCCAAGCCAAAGUACAACCCGUACAAGCAGCCAGGAGGCGAUGGGGACUUCCUUCCUCCACCCCCACCUCCUGCAGAUGACCUCGGGAACAUCACAUCAUCCCAAGGUGCCUUUCCCCCUCCACCCCCUCUGGAUGAUGUUACUUUCAAGGUGCAGGUGAAUCCUGGUGGCAAGACACUUGAGGAGAGGCGGUCCAGUUUAGAUGCAGAAAUCGACUCUCUGACCAGCAUCCUGGCUGACCUCGAGAGCAGCUCUCCUUACAAACCUCGGACUCAACAGGGGUCUGGGACCUUGAGCAGCUCCACCACCACCCCACCUGUGUCCACACCUGUCACUGGCCACAAGCGAAUGAUCAUCCCUAACCAGCCUCCCCUCACCGCCACCAAGAAGGUCACCACCAAGGGUGCAGGGCAGCCGGCGCCCAUCCCAGUCACUCCUGUCGGGACGCUGAAGCCGCAGCCGGUGCCAGCCUCCUACACGACAGCGUCCACCCCCAGCCGCCCGGCUUUCAACGUGCAGGUGAGGACGGCGCAGCCCAGCCCGCACUACCAGCCGCCCGGCCCGCAGCCCGCGCACUACGGCAGCCCCGGGCCCAGCCAGCCCUACGCUCCCUCGCCCGCCCGCCCGCCCGGCGCCGCGCACUACGGCCCCCCGCCGAGCCACGGGCCCGACUACGGCUAUGCGCCGCCGCCCGCCCGGCCCGCGGAGCCCGCCUACGGCUACGCACCUCCGCAGGGCCGCUACCAGAGCCCCUACUAUGAGGGGUACGGGGGCCGCAACGGCUCUGAAGCGCCCUACGUACCACAGAGCUCCUGGAAGGCUGAGCCAGCGUAUCCUGCCGGUAACACCAUGGGCCAGGCUCCUCCUGGGCUCUACCAGCCGUCUGGCAUGAAGAAGACCUACAUCACCGAGCCGGUGCUGGCCCCGCAGCCACCCUCGCUGCAGCAGAAGAGUGGGUAUCCUGGUGCUGGACCUGCAUCAAGCACUCCUGCCUUCAGGCCUGAGGAUGAAUUGGAACAUCUGACCAAGAAAAUGCUGUAUGACAUGGAGAAUCCUCCUUCUGAUGACUACUUUGGUCGCUGUGCGCGCUGCGGGGAGAACGUCGUUGGGGAAGGCACCGGCUGCACGGCCAUGGACCAGGUCUUCCACGUGAAGUGCUUCACCUGCAUUAAGUGCAACAACAAGCUGAGGGGACAGCCUUUCUACGCAGUGGAGAAGAAGGCCUACUGUGAGCCCUGCUAUAUCUUAAAGCCUCAGAAUCCCAUGACAGUACUGUGAGCAUCAGAAGAACUCUGAUCUCUUUGGCUUUCUGGAUGAAUUUUGUUUCCUGCUCUAACCUAUCUCUGAAAUGAAGUGACCAAAGUGGUGGGGGGGAAAGGUGCUUUUUGCAUUUGACUUUUUUCAUCUCUGCAAAGAGGAGACUGUGCAGUGAUUUUUUUUGAGUGGUAGUGUUGCUCUCUGAAGUUUUCCUUGUUGAGAAACCUGAUCUCAAAAUACUUAAAGACUCUGGUACCCAUUAGGAUUACAGAGGUGGUUUCUAAAACUGAGACCUUUCCAUUGUUUGGUGGGAGUCCUUCUACUGAGCUAAGAGUCUUUGGCUCAGGUAUCUUUUUCAGCUUACUUUACACUAAAAUUUCAUUCCUUGCCUCCAGCAAGCUCUUAAAAGCAAACAGUUGCUCUGAGAAGCUGCUCCUUUUAAGAGGCUUCCAUAACAGUUUCUUGGAACCUAUUGCACAAUUGCAAAUCAAACAUCACACUGCACACCUGAGGUCUUACCUUGCUGUGACCUCAGCAUACAAUAUAUAGGAAUAAUCCUUGUAAUUUACAGUAAGAAAAGCACCAAAACGUGGUUUUUUUUCAAUGUUGAUAGGUCUUUAGCUGCCAAUUCAGUGUUCUGAACUUGAGACCCUUCCAGAAUUGCAUUCUCAUUUCUGAAAGUAAAAGCUGAUGCUUUUCUCCAAUGUUCCAAUAAUAAUUGAAGCAAUAGUGUGUAUUUCUGAAAAUGCCACCCAUAUCUUAUUAUUCUUUCUGGGUUUGCACAGCCUUCACAGUGGCACUGGUGCUGAAAUGCUGUGUGUUCUCUUAUUUACCAUGGCAGUGCUCUAUGUGCCUUGUAAAUUGGCUUUUAACAACUAAAUGAUCUUUUGAUGGAAUCUGUAUGCUUUAACCCAUUUCCAGUUUUGCUUGCACUGAAAUGAUUGCACCAUGAAAGAGUCAGGGUUAAUCUUGUGGCAAGCUGGACCAUAUGCACACUGAAGGUGCAUUCAUGAUAUGAUUGGAGCAACUUUAUGUAACCAGAAUUAAACAUUUCAUUGACUUCAGCCUGGAAUUGGCUUCAUCUGCUUGCAGAUUGAUACUUUCUUUUCCUCUCUUUUAAAUCAAGCACGCAUUCUUCGCCACUCAUCUGCUUUAGUUUGGGGAAACAUCUGCAUUAGCCACUGUAGUAAUGGUUUAAGAUUAUUUAAUCUCAUUACUUAUACACUUCAUUAGCCUGAGUGAAUUGUUGGCAAGGAUUCAGUAAACUUCAUACAUUGGAAGAUAAAAGGAUAAAAAAGGAAAAUGAGAAAGAUUCUGUUCCUCAUUUUCUUUCAAAUUUAUCUUCUAUCUAUUUAAGGGAUAAAAGAACAAUCAUUGCCUCGUUGCAUCUGCGUUUUUACAUUCCAUGAUACAGCUUUGCAGCUCUGAGUGCAGAGAAAAGAGUAAACGUUUAAUAGGCUUCUUUUAAAGACCCCUUCUGGUUACAUGAAUGUUUACCCAUACAGCCCACAAAAACCUGGUUAUGGACUUAACCCAAAAGACAUCUGGAUCCAUCUGCUGCUGCACAUGCAGGGUAACGGAUGGCCAUGCUGUAUAUGUAGCUGGAAAGCCAGUACCAUGAGUGGGAAAUACAAAGCAGGAAUCUGGCAAUCUGAUGCAGCCAGGGAGAAGGGGAGGAAAAAAAGGAAAGAAAAAAGAAAACAACACCCAAGCACACAUUAAACUCUUAAAUGUGAAAAAAAAUGAGUGUUGAGAGCUGAAGUCUCAAUACCCUUCAGAAAGCUCAGGGCUCUGCUGUGCCAAAAGCCAAAUGUAGGCACCUGCCAUGCUAUUGGCUUUAGGCCUGAGGAAUUUGUGUCGUAGAGCAUAUGUCUCAUUGAUUUUUCAAUGAAAGGAAGUUUGCAGUUGCUUCAGUAAGAUGUGAGUGCUUAAGUACACUGAGGGCCCAAGCUAGGCUUGCAAGUUGUUCUUGCAAAUGGACUGGGGGCUGUGAAAUUGCUGAGGCACAAUCUGAAUGGGUAUUUUUGCCUUUAAAUGUGUGAUGCGGUCAUACUGAAGUCAAUGAGAGUUAAUGACCUGCUUAAAAUAUAUCCUGUGCUUGAGGA